UAGGGAAGGAAAUUGGAGGGUUUAGGAGAGAUAGAGGGGUGGAUGGUAUUAGGGAGUUUUGGAGAGAAGUUUGCGGUUUUGGGGAUUUUUGGGUGAUAGGGAAAUUGUAGUGAGGUAACUUAUGGUUUUAUGCGGGGGUACUUGAGGAGAGCUUUGGAUAUAUAAUUAGGUGAAGGUACCGAUUUUUUAAGUUAUAUAGAGAGUUUAUUUGCCUUUUUAGUUUGAACGUUUUGAUGAAUUGAUGAAAACAAACAUUUCUUAGCAUAGUGACAUCCACAUUCUUGUGGGGAAUCUGCAUCGCAAUGGAAGAUGCUAAAAUUGCAGAGAUAUUAGACAAGAGUUGAAGAUUAUAGCCCUUGUAAUUUAUAGCGACUUCUUUGAAUCCUCUAUUAUUUAAAAGACAGCGAAAAGUAGUACGAAAGGGUAAUUUAAUGAAUCAAAAUUUAAGACUACCACUCCUUGAAAUAUUGCAGCUUUAUUCUACCAUAUUAUCAUAUGCCUGAGGGUUUAUAAUAACCCUCAAUGAUUUGAAUCCUGAAUUGCAUGACCAAUCUAAUCACUAAAAUGCAGAGGAGGCUGUUUUAAAUUUUAGAAAUACUAAUUUAAUUUCUAAUGAAGCAAGGUCGAUGUUGGAAAUUAAAAACAAUGCCUUUGUACAAAAAGAUGACCUGGCCGUUGAUAAUAAAUUCUAUCCUUCUUAGUUUUAAGUGCUAAGUCUUAAGUUUCAGGUGCUAGGCUAACUACCAGUUUGGCUUGAUUCAUGAAUCAGUAUAAUUACUUACAAGGAAGUUUUAGCUUUCCUAAAUUGGUGAGGUAGUUCAUAUUGCUACCAUGUUUUAAGCAAUGAAUCUAAGAAAUUACAAAAGGACCGAACUCAGAUGUACAAAAAAAGCCGAAGAAUAGAUAAGCUUCUUUAAAUUGUCUUUUUUUCAUGUUUGGAUUCAUUGUAAUUCAGGCACAUUUACACGAAUAUAGUUCUGCUUAAUAUUUGAUUGAGGUUAUGGGUUAUGCUAAGUUUUAGAAGAGAAGUAUAAUUGCAUUUACCUUCACUUUGCUUUUACUCAUGAAGAAAGAAUAGUAUUAAUGACAAUAUGUUAGACUAAUUCUUUUGAGUAUUAAGUUAUUUUAAUUAAGUUUAUUCCUUCUUUGGACGAUUCAUUAUUUUUAGGUGACCUCUUCUCCUUAAAUUGCUGUUUGAUCGAAGAAGUAUCCUAUAAAUUUUUUAAUUUCUAAAAUUCCAAAAUAUUGAUUCAUGAAUCACUAAGCUAAAAUCACUUGUCUUAGUGAUAUUUAAAAGAAGGGAAAGAGUAAGAGUGCAAGGGUUGCUCAUCUACAGUAUUUCACACUGCACACAACUCUUAUUAUGGCUAAUAAGAAAGUUUGCUUUCUUCAAGCUUGCCUCCUUGCUUAAUAGUUCUGUAAAAAGUUCUGGAACAAAAUAUAGGCCAAAAAGUCCUAAUUUAUGAUCAGAUUUAUAGGUGUCAGAGAAGCUAGGAUAAAAAGGAAAAAAAUCUUUUUUAUACCGAUACCAAAGCUGUGAAGCUGAGAAAUUUGAAUCUGGAAGCCUUAGCCAAUACAAAAUUCAUUGCUUUGGCUUAACAAAGAUAGUCUGCACUUCAUAGUAAGUUCUGUAGACGAUAUUUUGGCUUUUAAACCCCUCAUGACUAAUUAGGAACUUAUUAAUUAUUUUGAGUCGCAUCAUAAAUUAUGAUAAAAAUUUUUGAAAGCAAGUUGAAGGGAUUAUCUUAGCUGAGAGAAUUGCAGACGACUCUCUUGUAAAGCUGAUAAAACACUGAGUUAACUUAUCUAAAAGAUUCUUCUUCUUAUAUAAUGGAGACAUUAAAAGCUGAACUCAAUCAUACCCAAAGUGUUAUUCUAAGAUUAUGCAUAACCAAGAUCUCAGCCCUAUGCAAUCUAGGGUCAAGGAAAAUAACCAAGAUGGUUACAAGUAUAUUUCAUAAACUUGAGUUUCUUUUGAUGGCUCAAUCAAAAGUUCAGAAAUCAUCACCACCAUCAUGUUAUCGAUCAUUACCUUUUUCUCUUUUAUUAAUUUUAACUCUUAGCUUUUACGAUUUUUUAUCCCUCGUGGACUUCUCAAAUAAGUAUAAGAAUUCUUGCGGAGAUAUAAUACGAGUUUUAAAGCAAAAAAAUUAUGGAGAUUAAUAGUAAAUAAGAUAAGCUUAAUUUUAUUAAGAAGAUACUUGCUCUCCUACCUUAUUUCAUUCUCCUAAAUGUCAGGAACUUUAUUCUUUUUAAAUGAAAGCUUUCUGUGCUUCAAUUUUAUUUCUUUAGAGGUGGGACUAGCUAUCACUUUCUAAUUAAAAAUUUAGCAAUACACUUAUUUCUAUUAAGCUGAUGCAAAGAGGUUUAAUCAAAAAUAUGAAUAAGGCGUGAACUGUCUUUUUUAUCAAAUUUUUAUGGUGAAUGAAGGUUAGGUUUGCACUUUUGUGUACUUGCUAGGUAUUCUAAAUAUCUCCAGGUGAAGAUCCAAACAGUUUUAAUAGAGAUGAUUUUUUAAUUCCACCUGAUUGCUCUGAAAAUAGGAAGUGCAUAAAGUCAGAAGAUAAGUUUUAUGAAUAGUAUGAACGUUCAGGUGGUAAGAUUCUAAACAUUUUGCGAUAGCUGAUAUUGAUUUCUGUUACCACGAAAAAUCAGUUACACUAAUUCUCAAAGUUUUGCUCCUCUCUAUCAAACUUUAGAGUGUUAAAUCACUCUUAAUAUCAACACUUAUGUUUUCUCAUAAUCAAAACUUGCAGAUCAGAUCAGUCUCUGGCAAGCUUCUCAAUGAAAUUAAAACUAUUUCCAAUUCACCUGAAUCAACAUUCAAAAAAUCUUCUUACACCUAAAAAUGAAGGAAAAGAGGAAGUCUCAAAGUUUCCAUAUAAAUUUUCUAGAACACUUGUGCUGAAUCUAGGUGAAUAUGUCUCCACACAUGCAAGAGUGUAAUCAGAGUUCCUUAAGUUAUCGAAUGAACAAGUUAGUUAAUGCUAAUAAUAAUCUGGACUUGAGUCGUGAAGCUGCCUGAUUCUUAUUACGGAAUGGAGAAAAGAAUCUUUUUAAUAUUUAGAAAUCUUAUUAACUUUGAUGUUAAUUGGAAAAUUCAAUUUUAAAGAGUUAUGGAAAGAGAAAGAAGAAGAGAGGUUUCAAUUUAAUUAUUUUUAAAUUUGUUAUUAAGAAAUUCUUAGA
This is a messenger RNA of Moneuplotes crassus, 3186 nucleotides long. The record is from the annotation of a GenBank genome assembly. Lineage: Eukaryota; Ciliophora; Spirotrichea; Euplotida; Euplotidae.